Molecule: messenger RNA, 1609 nt
Organism: Drosophila eugracilis
Lineage: Eukaryota; Metazoa; Arthropoda; Insecta; Diptera; Drosophilidae
Gene: nAChRbeta3
Product: neuronal acetylcholine receptor subunit alpha-5
Exons: 4
Coding region: 82-1401 (439 amino acids)
Biological process (GO): regulation of membrane potential; monoatomic ion transmembrane transport; chemical synaptic transmission
Cellular component (GO): membrane; synapse; neuron projection
Molecular function (GO): neurotransmitter receptor activity; transmembrane signaling receptor activity; extracellular ligand-gated monoatomic ion channel activity
Source: RefSeq, a predicted model, not a curated record
CAAACCGCGAACUGCGCUCAGUUCCCUUUCAGAUUCCUAGAGGCAAGCAUUGACUGCUGGUAAAAAACAUAGUCCAACCCAAUGAUGAAGGCGACUCCCAAGAUAAAGACACUGAUUUCCGGUCCUGUUGUACUGCAAAUUCUAAUGGGGAUGCUUAUAGUUUUGGCUUCCGUACCAGGCGCCGUUUCUGAUCCAGACACAAAGAACGGCAAUGUCAAGGCCUCCGACCGGCUUCAAGCAGGGCUUUUCCUGAACUACGACAGCAAUCUGCAGCCCCACUUCCAAGGAGCUCUCACAAACGUGGCUCUUGGAAUAGUGAUCAACUACAUAGACAUUGAUGAGAUGAACGGCAAACUGAUCAUUCACUGUUGGUUGAAUAUCCGAUGGAGCGAUGAGCAGCGUACGUGGCAACCAUCGGAAUAUGACAAUAUCACAGAAAUCACCGUAAGGGCCAGCGAGGUAUGGACACCCCAGAUAACGCUUUUCAACGGAGACGAUAGUGGACUUUUGGCGGAUACCCAGGUGACCCUUAGCCAUGAUGGUCACUUUCGACGGAUGGCUCCAGCUUUGUACACGGCCUACUGCGACCUCAACAUGGUGGACUGGCCACAUGACAAGCAGACUUGUAAGCUAAAGAUCGGCUCCUGGGGCUUAAAAAUCAUUCUUCCGGAUAACAGUACCGCUAAGGGUACAUCUCUUGACCGUGACGACCUGGUCCAAUCGCCUGAGUGGGAGAUCGUGGACUCCAGAGCUAAGUUUGUGAGUCUGGACUACUACGGAUACAUGGAAUACACCCUGACUGCUAAGCGCCGAUCAUCCAUGUACACUGCUGUAAUCUACACGCCCGCUUCCUGUAUCGUCAUCCUAGCUCUGUCCGCCUUUUGGCUGCCACCACAUAUGGGCGGAGAGAAAAUUAUGAUCAACGGACUACUCAUUAUUGUGAUCGCCGCUUUCCUGAUGUACUUUGCCCAACUGAUGCCCAUUCUUUCUAGUAAUACGCCACUUGUCGUGAUUUUCUAUAGCACAAGCCUGUUGUUUUUGACUGUGUCCACCGUAAUUGAGGUUUCAGUACUGUACCUGGCCACCGCCAAACACAAGAGGCGCUUGCCGGAGGUGCUAAGAAAACUGCUUCAUGGAAAGUUGGGCACCUGGCUGCUUCUCUCUCAGUUCAGCACCACCGGUGAGCAGCAAAGGGAUCAAACUAAGGAGUUGGGCGAGCACCUAUACGAAGAUCCCCAAGAUCAUGACGUGACCAGCCCGCUGGAAAUAAAUCCCACCGAAGUUCCAGGCUAUAAGGCUAACCAGUUUGACUGGGCGUUGCUAGCUACCGCCGUGGACCGCAUAUUCUUUUUGGCAUUCAGCCUGUCUUUUCUGAUCCUGGCCAUAAGAUGUGUUAUCUAGGACUUGUUGUGAAUUAAACUUAAUGCAGUCCAACCUUGAGGUCGUCACCAACUAUAUUUAGUAUUCCAGAAGCACCAAACGAAGUUAGACAAAACCUAGGUGCAUUCAAAGUUACUUUUGCUUUUACGAUGUCUUAUAUUUACUCUGUGUGCGAACUUAGAAUUAUUUAAUGAUGAGACCCCGUUUGGAAUAAAGGACCUCUGCCGAA